AUGUCUUCGGAUCCUUUCACAGAAGCAAUGAUUCAAUCUGAUGAUGAUCAGUACAGAAAUCCCUUUGAUAUUGACAUAAAUCCCGAAGGAGAAAUUGACGAAGAAAUCAUUGAAUCCAUUGGCAUUAAAACUAACUUUGAAUCAAGGAAUGAUAAAAUAGAAACUCCAGAUGAAGGUAUUAUUGAAAAUAUAAACACUGAUGAGAUCAAUGCCAGGAAGGCAUUCUUGUAUUUUAACGACUGCGAUAUCGAGAAACAAGGAGAAGAAUCAUUCUACAAUAAAGUAAAAAAAAUACAAAAUGAACUCUCAAGACUUAAAUUAGUUGUUUCAAAGGUAGAUUCCGAAGAUCAAGAUGACUCUAAAGAAGAAACUAAGCAAGAUUCUGAAUCUAAAAUUGAUAGUUCUAAAGUUUUAAAAGAAAUAGAUGCCAUGCAAACAAGGGUGAAUAAACUUAUCAAUCCAAAGCUCAGUAAGAAUUCACCUUCAGAAGACUCUAAACCUCUGUCUGAGCUUGUCAGCGCCUUGUCUCUGUCUGAUGGCUCUGACUCACACAACGUCGUCUACGAGCUCAUGUACAACUCCGACUGCAAGAACCUCAUGGUGGCUGCCAAAAUAUCCGAACUCAAGAAGCGGAUCAACGUCAUCCAGAAGUGUCUCUCUGGCUGGAGCGACAAAGACUCUUCGAAGUACAAAGACAUUUCAUUCAUGCUUUCAUUCACAGGCGACCAAGUCAAGUUCAUGAACAGGAAGGAAGUCCAGAGAAUCAACGACGCCAGUUUGUACCCGAGGACAGGCGAAGGCAGGAUGAGCGACGACUUGAAGUUCGACACUGAAGUUGUCAGCGAGCUGGUUGACGUUGUUGGAGAAGAUAAGGAUGAGUCAGACUUAGUAGAAAAAGAUAUUCACAAACUUGAGAGUCUUAAGAAUGUUCAUGAACAAAGUUCCGAAAUUUUUAAUAAAAUCCAAAAUCUCCAAAUGAGUCAAAAUCAUAUUUUAAAUAAUCUAACAGAAGACCAGAAGGCGCUAGGUUUCAUCAAAGAAAGUUUCGCAGAAAAUGUACAAAUCAUGAAAGAUAAUUUGAAGAACAUUAAAGAGAGGAUAGCAAAACUUAAAAAGUAGGAUUCAAUUUAAAUCAAA
Messenger RNA from Moneuplotes crassus, 1137 nucleotides. Lineage: Eukaryota; Ciliophora; Spirotrichea; Euplotida; Euplotidae. The record is from the annotation of a GenBank genome assembly.